AUGUGGCACAGCUCGGUAACCAAUGAGAUACCCGCUGUAGUGUCUCGUGAUCCUUCCAAGGACUGCAAGAGUCCGUCAAGGCGACAUGACAUUGAUGGUAUUUGGCAAAAGCAGAUCAAAAGCACAGCGUUCUCCGUCUCGUUCAAUGCCAACGACUCCAAAGUCUUUGUAACGUUGAAGGGGACUGUCAAGCAGGCAGUCCUUACCUUUUCGACCCGGUACGGAGAGCAGUCUGAUUCGCUCUGCAUUAUCGAAGACAGAUCUGACUCCAACUCCGACGAUCAUCACGAAAGUCUCGACAGAUUUUGCCCAGAGGCUGUCCGCUUCUCCCCCGUUCUCGGCUACGCAGCUGUCACGUAUCGCAGUUCCCACCUGACUCUCUUCGAUCUUAACGAGGAAGACAAGCUCGAGAGAUUAUUUCGCAUAGAGAAGAAGGGCUCCGAAAAGUUACGUCCACCCCAAAUUCUGGAUGUUGUCUUCAACCCCGCAAUAGAAUCUGGCCUGAUGGCCGUUGCAUACCAAGAUGGGGAUAUCAUUGUGAUUCACUUUGAUGAAGACCGGUGGCACCAGGUCGGCUCGGUCAGUCUGCACUCGCGAGUGCUCGCCAGCUCGCCGGAUGGCAUGAUCCUGGCGGCCGGAGAUACCGAAGGAGGAGUGUCGCUCUUCAACUUCGACUCUCUUCAGUUGUUACAUCGACUUGAACUUCUUGAAGAGACUGUGGUUGGCAUCAUGUUCUCCUCCAACACCCUCAGGCUCUACGAUAUCCGGGGGCGUUCUUGCAAUGUCUGGGAGCCUUCUGUUCUACUUAGGCAGAAUGCGACCGACGAUACGUCCAGCGACCAAGAUGACAUCCCAGACGAAAGCAAUCUUCAAAGAUCUGUUACCAGGCCUUUUGAUGAGGCCAAGUUUGUUACUGUAUUGACACCCAUGGGUGAUGACAAACAUGUUUUUUGUGGUAGAGAAGACGGGUCCGUCUCGAUUCACGAUGUCAAAGACGGACAGAAGAUUGUCGAGUUCAAGCAUCACUCCGCAAGCAUUCGCGUAGUCGAGUAG
Molecule: messenger RNA, 1053 nt
Organism: Colletotrichum lupini
Lineage: Eukaryota; Fungi; Ascomycota; Sordariomycetes; Glomerellales; Glomerellaceae
Exons: 1
Coding region: 1-1053 (350 amino acids)
Molecular function (GO): protein binding
Source: RefSeq, a predicted model, not a curated record